GAUGAACAAUUAUUGUUUGUGCAUUACAAAUUUAGUCACAUGUUGUUGAUCAGAAAUGUUUCUAGUAUUUGAAAUAAUUUUGUAUUAUUUAUUCUUUUCACUCAAGUAGAAUGUAUUUGUUGAAACACUAUUGUCACCUUUCUCAAUUCAAAUCCUUGUAAUAUCCACAUCUGUUAUUCCUUAUUAAUUACAUGUUACUGAAGUAUUUAUAGAAUUUGAAAUAUUUUUUGUGCAUAAUUUCUUGUUACUCAAGUACAGUGUAUAUCUUGAGACACUCUACAUUCACCUUUCUCAAGUCAAGUGCUUGUGAUAUCCACAUCUGUAUUACCUAAAUUUAUGGAAUAUUCUGUACUUCCAAAAAUUACUGGUUAUAUAAUGAGGACUUCUGAACUUUCCUUAAUACUUCCAAAGAUGACUGCCAAAGGUUACUGAAAGCAUCAAUGUGUAGAAAACAGGACCACUUUUCUCACAGCUACACAUUCAUCCUUUCAUUCAGUUUAAAUUCUACUUUUAUUGUCACUCAAAUCAUUUUUUCAGAUGCUGGUUUGUUUGUUUGGGGCUCAAAUGCAUUUGGACAGCUAGGGACAGGAAGAUUUGGUGGUCAUUUGACCACUCCUGCCAAAUCUCAGUAUUUCACAAAUGAACAAGUUAUCAGUAUAACAGCAGGACUAAGGCAUUCUUUAAUUACUUUGGCUGAUGGAUCUGUGUGGUCUUGGGGAGCAAAUAAGAAGGGACAGCUUGGCAUUGGAAAAACUGGUGGCAAUUGUUCAACUCCUCAACAGGGUUAGUGUAUUUGUUUUGCCUGUCAUGGUAAUUUUGCUGGUGCUGCAUCAUUAUGAA
This is a messenger RNA of Stylophora pistillata, 840 nucleotides long. Its product is annotated as secretion-regulating guanine nucleotide exchange factor-like. Lineage: Eukaryota; Metazoa; Cnidaria; Anthozoa; Scleractinia; Pocilloporidae. The record is from RefSeq and is a predicted model, not a curated record.